Messenger RNA from Didymodactylos carnosus, 216 nucleotides. The record is from the annotation of a GenBank genome assembly. Lineage: Eukaryota; Metazoa; Rotifera; Eurotatoria; Philodinida; Philodinidae.
AUGGAAGUUAUCAAAGAUGCCGCAAAAGCUGUUAGCGAGAAGUUUCAGGAAGUUACAAGUGGUGCCAGUUAUGAGGCUAACAAGGAAAAAGCAAAAGAUUCGUCCAACACGGCAGGCGAAAGAGUUGGCGCCGCAGUAGAUGCAGCAGGAGAUAAAGCGAAAGAAAUUGGUCACGCUUGUAAAAAAGAGGUGCACAAACAAGAAGCUACGCAUUAA